This is a messenger RNA of Leptomonas pyrrhocoris, 1335 nucleotides long. Its product is annotated as putative zinc finger-domain protein. The transcript has a single exon. NCBI's taxonomy places the organism in Eukaryota, Euglenozoa, Kinetoplastea, Trypanosomatida, Trypanosomatidae. The record is from RefSeq and is a predicted model, not a curated record. The coding region runs from base 532 to 1335 and encodes 267 amino acids. Gene Ontology annotation, molecular function: metal ion binding; mRNA binding.
AGUGUGCUAUGACAGUUACAUGGAGCAGCGACACUUUAUCUACCGAAAUUUGUUAAAUAACUAAACUUCCUUUACAGGCACAAAAGUAGCAGCCGUGAUCGUUCACGCAAAACACAAAAGACCAGCAACAAAAAAAGACAGUAGCAAGAAUCAGUAUAUAAUGAAAAGGGACGCUCGGGCAGAUAAGCAAAGGUAAACGUGCAAGUCGACCGUUGUUUUUCUUUAACCGUGUGUAUGGUGUUCCUUUGUGUUCUCUCCCUCUCGUUCCUUUGUACCGAGUGUACCUAUCAUACUUAGUAUUCCCUUCUUUUAUUGUUUUAACUUCCUGACAACAUCCCUACUGACGGUGUUGGCUUCUACCGCUUUGUCUCUUCGGUGUUUUUUCAUCGUUUGAGGCGUACUGUACUGCAACUUAACCGAAAAAAGAGACAACGUUUUGCGAAUAUCUCCAAAUAGCGUUGACAAGGGAAACUGUUCACCUUUUGUUUUGCUGUGUGACCUUCUGCGACGGCACCGGCAGCAGCGUGAACCAUGUCCUUCUCCGUAAAAGGCGGGAGCUUUUCCUCCUCCCACCCCAGCCCAGGCCUGCACCCGUACGUGUCGCCUUCGCUGCUGCCGCAACAGCAUGGCCAACAGGCGCCGCCGUCCUUCUCGCUGGGCGAUGAGCAAUACAUUGGUGUGCCGAAGCGCAUCGGGGUGGACCCCACCAAGUACAAAACAACAAUUUGCCGCAACUGGGAGCAGACGGGUGCGUGCAACUUUCGUGGCUGCACCUUCGCGCACGGUGUCGAGGAGCUGCGGGCCCCGCUGCGGCCCGACGGACACACACCGAUUCUCCGACCGCAGCACAUUUCGCCCGGCGGCACCCCUCCGCUGCGCGCGGCCCAGCCGCCCCCACCGCCGCCCUCGGGUGGGCACUACACACUGGAACAGCUGCUCGACAUGCUCUACAAGGAGGUGCUCCACCAACGCGAGCUCGUCACGGUGCAUGUGGAGGCGAACACGACGCUCGAAGGGAUGCUGCGCCGGGAGCACGCCCAUCACGAGGAGGCGCGGCGGCAGCUCAGCGAACGCACACAGCAGUGCGACUUACUCGCGCGUGAGUUGCUGGCGCGCAAUCUGCAGCUGCGCAAGGCUGCGGACACAUCGCCUGAAAUUAAAGCGCUGCUCGAUCAGUGGGAGACGCAACUCGCCAGCUUCACCGAAAUAGAUGUGCGGAAGGACGAUCUGCUCUUCACCACCACGGCAACGUCGUCCACAGACGACGGCGAGGACGCCGGCAAGGAGUACGAGAACGCUCGCAUAGAAGAGCUACUUCGCGCUCUCCAGCGUUGA